Messenger RNA from Drosophila persimilis, 1436 nucleotides. It is a transcript of the gene Mtch, whose product is annotated as mitochondrial carrier homolog 2. The record is from RefSeq and is a predicted model, not a curated record. The transcript has 5 exons. The coding region runs from base 96 to 1040 and encodes 314 amino acids. Lineage: Eukaryota; Metazoa; Arthropoda; Insecta; Diptera; Drosophilidae.
AGCACAUACCGCAGCAGAUCCGUUUCGGGCAGAUCCAGACAGGCGCAGAAGUGUUCCCUCGUCAAAAAGCAGAAGCAGAACUAAUCAAAAACAUAAUGGACGGAGCUCUUUCACGAACUGAGAAUACGGAGGUGAAUAGUUGGAUUAAAUUUGGCAUGCGCCUGGGAGUUAGUGCUGCCUUGCAUCCGUUUGAGUACUCCAAGACGCUGAUUCAGCUGGGAUAUGAGCCGAUUGCUGCCAUUCCCAGCACGUCGUGGACUGGCAAACCAAUCCUGAAGCUGCCGAACAUUUUUCAAUACACCGGUCACAUCAAGAGAAUUGAUGGAUUCUAUGGCUGCUAUCGUGGCCUGGCACCUAAGCUGGUUGGAUCCGUUGUGGCGAUGGUGGUGAGCGAGCGGGUGGUCGAAAAACUGGGACUGAACUCUUUGGAGGAAUCCAAGGAUGACACAGAUAUGUCGGAGGAAGACGAGUAUGCUCAAUUCAAGCUACAUCUGAAGCGUGAUAUUGUGGUGACUGUGAGUGGAAUCGUCGCGUCGCAUCCUUUCCACGUGAUCUCGGUGCGGAUGAUGGCCCAGUUUAUUGGCCGCGAGACUCUGUAUCGUUCCAUAGCCGGUUCGAUUGCGGAGAUCUGGAAGACUGAGGGAAUUGGUGGCUUCUUUGCUGGUCUGGUGCCCAAGCUCUUGGCCGAUGUUGCCUGUCUGGUUCUCAGUAGCUCCACGAUCUAUAUUUUGAACAAAUAUUUGAUCAAGGACAAGCUGACCAGGCAGUACAACGCUGCCAUGAUACAAUUUGGCUAUUCAAGUCUGCUGUAUCCUUUGCUAGUGGUUUCCACUUGCUCGGCUGUGAGUGGGUCGCGUCUGAUGGCCGGGCAACCGCCCAUCAUGCCCGCCUACGCUAAUUGGGUAGACUGCUGGAACGAUCUGCAGGCCCGUAAAGAGCUUAAGCGGGGCGGCUCGCUCCUUUGGCGCUCUCAAAUUAAACGUUCUCCCAGCAUUUCGACUGGCUUUGUGCCUUUGCCCACAAUAGCUCGUUAUCAAUAAACACCAUAGCAAACGUAAUGAUUAUACGACGAGAACAGGCUCUGAAGUCCCCCCAUCAACUGCCAAACACGCCUAGCGUUGUUUGCCUUUGCAUUUUAAUAGUACCACGAAGACGUUGAGGUCCAACCGAAGACAACCGCAUUUCAUUUACUGCGACAAAUCCAAUUAUACAUCUACAUAUGUUGAAGUGUGUGCAUUCCCAUCGGGGUCGCUUAGCCUUACGUUCUAUCUAUCCUCGCAUUGUAUCAAUUUAUUUAUCCGCAUCCCAAUAUCUCCAAAUUCUCUAAAGCGAAACAGUUUUCCCAAAUCCUACAGACUGCGCAUUACCCUUGUUACUGUUUUAUUGCGACAGUGUUUCAAAUAAAUAUACCCAAAGAGCGGAAAAAUAGCCAAACA